Messenger RNA from Symbiodinium sp. CCMP2456, 312 nucleotides. Lineage: Eukaryota; Dinophyceae; Suessiales; Symbiodiniaceae. The record is from the annotation of a GenBank genome assembly.
AUGGGCUCCGAAGCUGAGGUUUGUCGCCUCGUUAGACCGGAAGCUCCCCCAGCCGGUUCAGGAUUUGUGGUCGACUUUUACUGGGCUGCGCAUGCUGUGUGCUGUCGCAUGCUCGAGAUGCCAAAGGUACUCAUCAGACGCAGGUUACAGCUGCUCUGUCGUGUUGCCGGUCCUAACAGAAGUAACCUGUGCUUUCCAACUUUCCAUUUGCUCGGCGCAUGCGUCGUGCCGCCAGACCUGAUGGCCAUGUCGGCCCUCGCAGUGUCAGGUCUAGGUGUGUGCAAAGGCCAAGGUUGGGGUGGAGAGGAGUAA